Messenger RNA from Penaeus monodon (black tiger shrimp), 497 nucleotides. Its product is annotated as 52 kDa repressor of the inhibitor of the protein kinase-like. NCBI's taxonomy places the organism in Eukaryota, Metazoa, Arthropoda, Malacostraca, Decapoda, Penaeidae. The record is from RefSeq and is a predicted model, not a curated record. The transcript has 4 exons. The coding region runs from base 126 to 497 and encodes 123 amino acids.
AGGAAGAAGGUGUAUGGUUAAGAAAACCCUAUAGAAGAAGAAAGAUGAGGAUGUUUGGUUAAUAAAAACCUAUAAAAUAAGAAAGAAAGAAGAGGGUGGUUGGUUAUGCAAAAGGUACUCCCAAGAUGUCGAACCCUUGCAUUCUGUGCAAGACGUGCAAAGAAACGCAUCCUGAUGCCGUUUUCCAUCGCUUUCCGAGGACCAAGACGAGAUGUCAAAGAUGGCUAAACGCACUGCAGCUUGAUGCUAUCAAAGACAAAACCCCGCGAGAGUUGUACAAGUCAUUUCGACUGUGCAGCAAUCAUUUUUCACCAAAGAACUACCUGACUGGGACGCAUUUCCCAGGAUUAAGAGAAAAUGCCUGCCCAGACCAAAAUCUUGAUCCAGAUAAUUUACCACUCCCGGCUGAAGCUGCAGAGAAUAUAACAUCUGAAAAUAAACCCCCAUCAAACUUGCCUAAGGAUUCAGGUGUAUCAAGCAUUACUAUGAGUAUAUGA